AUGCCAUCCCAUCGUAUCACCCUGCAGCAUUUUGAAAUGGUGGAUAGCCUGGCACACCGUGUCCAACCACCAUCAUCCUGGAUUACAUGUAUGGCGUUGCUGGCUACCGACUGGGGCGGUGGACAAAUCAAGGAAUUGAUGCAACAACGUUUCAAUGCCACAAGUCAAUACCGAUACCACCGACCCCCCGCAUACAAGCGAUGA
Molecule: messenger RNA, 204 nt
Organism: Laccaria bicolor S238N-H82
Lineage: Eukaryota; Fungi; Basidiomycota; Agaricomycetes; Agaricales; Hydnangiaceae
Exons: 2
Coding region: 1-204 (67 amino acids)
Source: RefSeq, a predicted model, not a curated record